CUGCGGAGCUGGCCUUCCAGAAGCGGACGUGUAGCUUUCCCAGUCGGCAGCAUUUCAAGUUGCUCCGUGGAACAUUGCGAAUCCCGGCCGGUUCGUGUCGAAAGAGACUCCUCGCCGCUGGAAGCGCGUACACGCCUUUGCUCGUCUCUGCCCGCGAUCGUGAUACAGGUGACGUGCGUGUGCUUGUGAAGGUAGUGGAGACGUGUGCUGGUGUCAGCACGAUGGCAUCACGCCAGCGCUGCGCUGUCGCCACCGGCAGCGGCAGAAGCCACCCGAUGCAGAAUCAGCAGCAACGCACUCAGAACACCGCAACGCCCAGACGCGGGGAGAGCGACGAAGCCCGUCCUGACCAGAAGACCGAGGAAGGUUGCAGCGGGAGCCUCGGGCGGUGGCCGGCCAUUGUGGUGCAACAUCUGCCGACGACUUGCACAGGCUUCCUCCGCGAGAUGCUCUGGUCACUCGGAUCAUUCGUCACCGAACGUGAACGGCCUUCCAUCUUCCAACCUUUCUACUCGUCUUCGAAUGUCGACGACGGAGUGCCCGAGCCAGAACAGAAGCCCGUCCUCUGCGAAUGCGACGUCGGCGUAAUCCAGCAGCCAGCGCAGUCAGCUCAGUUGAUGCAGUUCGACGUGGAGCAGGACGAAGAAAACGGCACUGAAGAGCUACACGCUGGUACCGUCGUGACACUGCACACGACGAUGGCCGACGGUAGCGGCGACGAGCAGCGGGACCUGGCGCUCAUCGAGCGUUGGCGGGCAAAUUCUGAGCCGGAAGCCAACUACGGUCUGGUGAAGAAGACCUACGUCACAGUGGCCGUCACGCUGAUGCACUGGGUACGCGUUGACAUUGGUGCAUGGCGCCGUGCGAGUGGUUAAUUUCCCGGAACACUGCACUGCGGCCAUUAACUCAUCGGCUGUCUGCACGUAUACCCUCCGUGUGGCCUCGUGCUACGCGAAAGUGCCAAGGCUGACUCGGUCACUGGCAGCCGAAUGGCCAGGACGCCCCAUCGCGGUACCACGUUGAAGGCUCCGCCACGCGCUCGUGUUUCGAGAUGGGCACGUCAAGAACUCGGGCAAAAGCAGAAAGUUUUCACGACCUCUACGACUACUUGUUCUUGAACGUGUUUGACUCGAUCACGAUGUGUGACGAAGAAGGAUUCAACGAGUGCUUUCACAUGUAAGCCAGGUGCUUCAGCUCCCGCCGUUUAGUGACGUACAUGUAUUCCGGAACAUGGGCAGACGUGGGAUCCAGCCGCCAGUGACACGGAAUGUUUGGAGAUUUCCGACUACGCCAUCUUUUAGGCUAGCCACCAGUCGCGACCAGAGGCGAUUCUUUUUCGUCAUGAUGAAACAGAAAAGGCGGAGUGCCAACACAAGAGGCCCCGCUGUCCUGUACAGGUGGUGGUGGAACAGUUACGUUUGACAGCCCGGGACCCCCAAGUGUCGUUUGAUGUUUUGUGCGAUUUUUAGUUGGGAAUGUUUUGUUUGCGUGUAAUUUUUGUGCUAUUACGACAGAAUUUGUUGUGUUAAUAAAA
Dermacentor silvarum is the source of this 1534-nucleotide messenger RNA. RefSeq lists its product as uncharacterized. The record is from RefSeq and is a predicted model, not a curated record. The transcript has 3 exons. The coding region runs from base 222 to 875 and encodes 217 amino acids. NCBI's taxonomy places the organism in Eukaryota, Metazoa, Arthropoda, Arachnida, Ixodida, Ixodidae.